Spirodela intermedia is the source of this 543-nucleotide messenger RNA. The record is from the annotation of a GenBank genome assembly. Lineage: Eukaryota; Viridiplantae; Streptophyta; Magnoliopsida; Alismatales; Araceae.
AUGACUCACCUCGAUUUAUCAAUGAAUAUGAUUAGCGGCAUCAUUCCUCAAGAAAUUGGAGAGCUGCAUGGACUUCAAUCAUUGGACUUAUCCAAGAACCACAUCCAAGGUUCUUUACCAAAGUCAAUGGCAGACAUGUAUAAUCUGCAAAGUUUAGACCUCUCACAUAAUGGUUUAAGUGGUUCCAUUCCCAGUGAAAUGGUACGACUCACCUUCCUUGAAACAUUUAGCGUUGCCUUCAACAACAUGACGGGUGUGAUCCCGAAUGGUAUACAAUUUAGAAGUUUUAAUGAGAGCAGUUUUGAAGGUAAUCCAGGAUUAUGUGGACCGCCACUAAAGAAAGAAUGCUCCUCGAAUAAUGAGAACACGAAAGGGAUAACAACAACAGAAGAUGGAGGAAAGUCAAAAGAUUACAAGAAUGCUUUAUUCUUUGCAAUUGUUACAACGUCAUUUACUCUUGGUUUUUGGGGGUUUCUUGUCAGUUUGUUUUUCAAUAAAAGUUGGAGGAUGAAAUAUUUCAAGUUCAUCGAUCAAUUAUUGUAA